AUGGGGCGCCCCAAAGUUCCCCCGGAAAAUCGCCUGCGGGCCAACACAGCAUGCACCAAAUGCAGAGCCUCCAAGAAGCGAUGCAGCGGCACAUUUCCCUGUACAAAUUGCACUCGCAAGGGCCAUGCUCGCUCAUGUAUUCCUUUCAAAUCCAUUUCGAACGCUAGUCCCAGCAGUCACCGAGAUCGAGAAUCUCAUGCGGGCUUAGAAACGAGCUCAUCAUGGGAAGGACCAGAAUAUGCGAUACAGACUCCCUUGAAUCGCCAGAAUCGGGCGGCGACCCCAUCCGAUCGUUUGACGGAGCAUCAUCCAGAGACGGGCUCGCGAUCCCCCGAGGCGACGCAUCAGACACACCCUCGAAUGUUGCGGAACUUACAAGGUGAUAGAGUAUAUGUUGGCAAAGCCGCGUCUUUGUCGUUUCUUCAACUCCUUCGGGAGACAGUAUAUCAACAUCUUGGCCCUUCGCAAUUUUCCCAUAACUGGAGCGAAGACAUGCUCGAAAAUGAAGCGCAUCAUGACCCACUUAACCUCACCGAAGAGCGCUGUAGCGAGAAGGACCGCCGUCGAUUUAUCUCGACCUUCGAGGUAGUCACUAGCGGGUUCUUGUACCUGGGGUGUGACACAGAACCCUUUUUUGCCGAUUUCCCAGAACCCAAGACCGACCGAGAAAAAACACGGGCAUCAAUUCGAGAUCUGAUGAUUGCCAUCGGGGCUCAGUCUUGCACUAAUACCCCCGAAAACCUUCAGAUAGAGCGCUUUUUCUUCACUCGUGGUCAAAGCAGGGCCUUCACCAAUUUCUUAGAAGAUCCAAGUCUAGAUUUGAUCCGCGCCUUUCUCCUUAUGUCAUUUUACAUGUUUGGAGCCUGCCGUCGAAAUGCCGCUUUCAUGUAUCUUGGUGUUGCAGCUCGAUCUGCAGUGGCUGUAGGAUUACACGAGGACUUGUCCGGAUCAAACCACCAGGAACAGCAAGAAAGAUCAAAGUUAUGGAUGAGUCUCUGUGUGCUCGACCUUUUGGCUAGCUCUAUCCUGGGCCGACCAGCAGCUACAGCAACCCUGCAGACAGACCGGCCAGAUCUAAAUCUACAAGCAUCUAUAACCGCUGAGACCACUUUGAUUGCAUCAUACCAGCUAUCAUUGAUUUUGAAUCAAAUCGUUAAUCGCAUGUAUGGCGACAAGGCCGCUUCAAUCGAUUCAGCGGAGCUGCUGCUUGCCAAGAUCAAUCAAUGGAGUGAAAACCUUCCCACUCCGCUGCGAACACAAGACAACGAUGAAAGCCCAGACGAAGCCCAGGAACACGUUAUUGGCAAUCUCCAUGUGGCAUGCUCAUACCACUUCGCAGUGAUACUUCUAACACGCCCAUUUCUCAUUUCCACACUGAGCGUCCGUCUCGCUCGGCUACACCAAAGCCAAUCCGUCAACGAGAUAGGUCGUAUACCCGAAGAAGAACCGGCCCACUCGCGGCUAGCGGCAGCAUGUAUUGAUUCCGCAGUCUACAUGCUUCAAACCUGCCUUGAAGUCCACCAAUCGGGACUUCUCCUGCGCAACAUGUGCAUUUUGAAAGCGUUCGUAUUCGCAGCAGCCCUAGUAUUGGGAUUCUCAAUGUUCACCCAUCGAGAUGUCGACACCGAAAUUGACAGCGCGUUCAAAGGUGCACUAAGCAUCUUGCAUAUGUUAGCACAGCAAUCAGCCCAAGCCGCCCACUAUUUAGAGAUCUUGAGCCUACUUGAAGCUGCCAUUAACCAACAAAGACAACGAUUAGCUUCUCAAGCCCGCCAAAGACGCAGCCAAUAUGUCAGUCGAAUUUUCAGCCUAACUGAUAAGCCGCAAUCAUCUCAGGCGCAGAGCGAUAGCGAGAGCCGCCCCACCCCUCCGACCUCACUGCUUCCCCAAGGCGGACCAUUCUAUCCAUGGAUUCCACAGGGAGAAGGCCCCGCUACAGCUACACCCCCAGUGUUGGAUGGGGCAUUUUUGGACUGGGAAGGUAUGGAGUUACCUUUGUGGGAUAGUUUUCCCUUCACCGAGCCGGGCUCGUCAGUUUUAUGA
This is a messenger RNA of Penicillium angulare, 2043 nucleotides long. RefSeq lists its product as uncharacterized. Bases 1 to 2043 code for a protein of 680 amino acids. The record is from RefSeq and is a predicted model, not a curated record. NCBI's taxonomy places the organism in Eukaryota, Fungi, Ascomycota, Eurotiomycetes, Eurotiales, Aspergillaceae. Gene Ontology annotation, molecular function: RNA polymerase II cis-regulatory region sequence-specific DNA binding; zinc ion binding; DNA-binding transcription factor activity, RNA polymerase II-specific. Gene Ontology annotation, cellular component: nucleus. The transcript has 5 exons. Gene Ontology annotation, biological process: DNA-templated transcription; positive regulation of transcription from RNA polymerase II promoter by galactose.